CGUGCAGUGCAUUUCAGAUACUUGAUCAGUGGUGGAAAAGGCAAUUGCAAAGCUGGAAAGGAAAAGCUGUCUUUCUGCACCACUCCCUGCCACUGCACACCCCUCUCUCAUCUCAUCUCAUCUCAUCACUCCUCCAUCAUCUUCCCCCUCCCUCUCUUAUUCAAUCAAUUCAAUCUCUCUUAUUAUUAUUACUCUACACCAUAUUACAGACAUUCAAUUCAAUGUCCUAAGUUAUGAUAAUACUAUACUACUUGUAUUAGUAUUAAUCAUAGCAACUUUAGAGGAACAUUAUUUUACCCAAAUUGAUGGAUUCUUCCCCCUUCCUUCAUCAAUUCGCUUUCUACUCACGCUAUCCUUACUCUCACUAACACUCAUUCCAAACACAGAUUCCAUUUUUUCUUCUUCUUCCCCAAUUCUAUAAGGAAACCCUAGAUAUCACAUUAAACCAUUUCAUUAUUUCCUUAUAUACUCUCAUAAAUCAUCACCGUUUCUGGACUUGGAGGGUUAUCAUUUUUAUUUUUAUUUUUAUUUUUGCGGUGGUUGAAAAAAAAUGCAGUGGAUUAUAAAAUUCUCACGGUUUUUCUCCGCCGCAAUGUUGGUAAUCUUUCUCUCUCCUUCCCUCCAAUCCUACCCUCCCGCUGAAGCAAUUCGAUCCUCUUACCAUAUCCCUCACGAUUACCGAUUCUCCUUUCGGAAUUCACCUUCUUUCCGUAAUGCGGAUGAAUGUGACUCGGUUUCAGAUGAAAUCAGUGUUUGUGACCCUAGUUUGGUUCAUGUUGCAAUAACCCUAGAUAUUGAUUACCUACGCGGUUCAAUCGCGGCGGUUCAUUCGAUUUUGCGUCACGCUUUUUGUCCGGAGAGUAUUUUCUUUCACUUCCUUGUUACAGACACCAAUCUGGAGGCGUUGGUUCAAUCUACUUUUCCGCAGUUGAAAUUCAAGGUUUAUUACUUCGAUCCGAGUGUUGUUAAGAAUUUGAUUUCGAGUUCGGUGAGGCAAGCGUUGGAGCAACCGUUGAAUUACGCCAGGAAUUAUCUCGCGGAUCUGUUGGAGACUUGUGUGAGGAGAGUGAUUUAUUUGGAUUCAGAUCUUGUUGUUGUGGAUGAUGUUGCGAAGCUUUGGAGUACCGAUUUGGGGUUGAAAACGAUUGGGGCACCGGAGUAUUGUCAUGCGAACUUCACCAAGUAUUUCACGGCGGGGUUUUGGGCGGAGCCGGAUUUUGCGGCGACGUUUGAGAGGAGGAAGGUUUGUUACUUUAACACGGGAGUGAUGGUUAUGGAUCUGGUACGGUGGAGGAAAGAAGGGUACACGAAGAAGAUAGAAAAAUGGAUGGAGAUUCAGAAGAGUGAAAGGAUCUACGAGCUUGGUUCUCUGCCACCGUUUUUGCUGGUUUUUGCAGGACACGUGGCGGGGAUUGAACACCGGUGGAAUCAACAUGGUUUGGGUGGUGAUAAUGUGAAGGGUAGUUGCAGAGAUUUGCAUGCUGGUCCUGUUAGUUUGCUUCAUUGGUCUGGGAGUGGUAAACCUUGGAUUCGACUUGAUUCUAGAAACCCUUGUCCUCUUGAUGCUCUUUGGGCACCCUUUGAUUUGUAUGGAUAUGGACAUGGACACGAACAUGGACACAUUCAUGAAUCAUCAUAGAAAGACAAGACACAACGAAUACUGGCUGGUGGUGUCUGGCAAGGCAGUAGUAGGCACUGGCCUAUCAUUGAUUUUAGUGUUUUAUCUGUUGAAUUUGUGUAUGUUGGGAAGUGGCAUUUUGCGAAAGGGAACAAAGAAAGAUACUCUCAAUUUUAUUUAUUGUUUCUAUGGUGGAAGUGGAAGACACGUAUGUUGUUGAUGCAUAGCUGUCCACGUCUGAAAUAAGUUAAGGUGAAAAGGAAUUCUAAGCAAUUGGGCAAGAGACAUGAUUCACAUGAAGUAUCUAAUUUAGUCGGCAAAGGCAUGAAAACAAACGAUCCAACGAGGGAAGCUAAGUUAAGGGAUGUGGAUUUUGUUGGCAGGGAAGCUAAGUUUGCGGGCACUCUGAGGGAAGAGUGGUUUGGUUUGGUUUGGUGACAGUGGCGAACCGAACGUAACGGAACGUUUUGUGCACUUUGUAUUUUUGUAUUGUAUUGUAGUAUUAUUCUAUUCAAUUUUUUAUUUGUCUGUCUGUCACUGUCACUUUGUCCUUUACACCGCUUGCAUAAUAGCUGGCAUGGUAAUGCUUUCUUC
Molecule: messenger RNA, 2212 nt
Organism: Lathyrus oleraceus (garden pea)
Lineage: Eukaryota; Viridiplantae; Streptophyta; Magnoliopsida; Fabales; Fabaceae
Product: probable galacturonosyltransferase-like 7
Exons: 2
Coding region: 551-1639 (362 amino acids)
Cellular component (GO): Golgi apparatus
Molecular function (GO): glycosyltransferase activity
Source: RefSeq, a predicted model, not a curated record